CAUUUCCUAAGGAUUCGGCCCAUUUUAAUUUGGAAGUAUUGUUGCUAUGAUAGAGCAUCAUGGCUUCUCCAAAUUUUAUUGAAAAUUUAGAACUUCAGAUAUCAGAAAUUGAACUCCUUGAUAGCAUGUUUCCAGGAGAUGGCGAGUUUUGCCUCGAUGACCCUAGCGUGCUGUCCGACGUACAGACUUUCGUAGAUAAAUCCGCCGAGUCUACAGGCGUAGCCGAUCAAGGAAUUUCUGGUAACUCGGCCUCGGGGAAAGGAGGCACGGGCGCAAUCAGGCAACUGUCGUUUUCUAUCAAGAUUUCUAUCAAUGGUCAUCAUAAUGGGAUUCCAAAUAUCGAUCUGGAUCUCCAGUGCUGCCUUCCUUUAGACUAUCCCAAUGUUCUACCAGAACUUAACGUCCAAUCCAAUGUACUGUCAAGACAGCAGUACAGAAUACUCAACGAUGAUCUGAUGGAGCACAUAGAGAGUCUAGACAGAGGAGAGCUGUGCAUUACAGAAGCUGUCCAAUGGCUCCAGGAAAACGCCUCUUGUUACCUGAAAACUGCAGAAGUUCCUAGCCAAGGGAACGUGAAGGAGCAGAGCAAGAAAAAACAGCAGCCCUCAUCUUUCACUCGUCUCUGGAUACACAGCCAUCAUAUAUACAGCCGAUCAAAACGGGAGGACAUCUUUGCAUGGUCCAAGGAGAGAGGUCUCACAGGGUUUAGUCUUCCAGGAAAACCGGGCAUUAUUUGUGUCGAAGGAUCCCAAGGGGAUGUGGACGAAAUCUGGCAUAAACUCCGGAGAUUAAACUGGAAAAAGCUGACCAGCAAGCACAGAGAAGAUUUUGCCCUUGAUGCUGAUGACACAGAACUCUUCAGUACGAAUUUCAGUCGUCUCAGGCAUUUCUCAGAUUUUCAGGAGAUUAAUUUUGCUGUGAGGGGUUCUCGGGACUACCACAUGGACCUAGGACAGUUUUUCCAAUAUCUUGAAAAGCACAACUGUGCUGAUGCAUUCAAGAUUUUAUUGGGAGUAGAUGGAAGGGUAUCUCAAAAGGAUACAAGUUGAAACUAUUUCUUCUCCAGCUGUAACUUACUAAGUACAUGUAGUUUGAGAGAUGAAGAUGUUAAUUGAAUUUAAAUUCUUUAAAUAGUGCAAUUUGCACUUUGGCUCAAAGACAUGUUCAUUUGAUUCUUUAGCUCUUGCUGAAAGACAGAAGGCCUAAUAUCAUUAAAUAAAUGUUUUUAUUUUUAAAAUUCAUAAUAUUUUUCAACCAAUGAAUACCAUAUGUCUUGUUUAGAAACAGAAAGGCGUUAACUCUGUGUAAGAUGAUAUAAAUAAGUGCCUUUCUGGCUCCAAACAGACAUUAUGUCAUAUCUCUGUAUUGAGAUAUAUCACAAUGAUUUAUUAUUUCAGAUUCAUAACAUGACAAACCUACCUCAAAUAAUGUAUUUUGUUGCUGGAAGAAAUUUCAAUAUACUCUUUUUCCCCUAAAACAGGCUCUUUUAUUUAUUUAGAACUGCAAGUACAUUAUUCUAUGUCACAUCAUCUUAGUGGCAAAGCAUUAUGUUACCUGAACACUUUUCCAAUGGUUUCAAAUUUAGGUCAAUCUGGUUAAGAAGUAAAAACAUGAAUGCGACAAACAAUACUUGACAUUGAUGACCUACAUGUACACUGUACAUUGCGCACUGGCAUACAUUUUGAAUCUCAAUUUGUUUUAAAUAUAUUUCAUGAUUACAAUUUUAACAAAUACUUUUUUAGUUCAAAACGGGUCUUCCAAAUCAAUACCCAAUACCCAAUGUUGAUAGAUCUAGCCCUGCUGGGGUAGAAUGAAAUGAAAUUAAAACCUGAAACUUUUGAGAACUGAAUCUCAAUUAAGUUACACAUCGUUACAUUUUUCCAAUGGCCGAAACUCUCCUAUUGUGAAAAUUGCCAUCCUUACCUGUUUGUGAAGGUUUCAUGUUGCAAAAGUUUCUAGUUUUACACUUAGUAAAUGGACACUCUCAGUGUUGGUCAUGUUCAUUAUUUUAUUGUACUUGGUCAAGUUUGAGAUAUAGGGGGCCCAUUAUUUUGGGAUACUGUGCAUGUGGAUAGAUGCUUACCAUAAAGUUACAUGUACAUGAAAGAACCAAAUUAUACUGACUCUAUGCAAUGCAUCCCGACCAACACACUUUUCUGUCGUUUCUUUCAUCAAAAGAUGGAAGUCUCUUGAUGUGACCACUGAUUCAUGGAAGUUAUAUUCAAAUAAUCAUUUUUCAGUGGCCCUUUCAAGGAAUUUUCUUAUUUUGAUAAAAAUAAAUGAUAGAUAAAACAUAAAAUGCACAGAAUUUUCCAUCGUAGAAACUACCAUCACAUCUGAAUUUUUGUCAGGUUUCAGAGGACAGUACAUCCCACAUGAAACUCCUCAAACUAGGUUGAAUAAAGAUUGAAAAACUAGA
Molecule: messenger RNA, 2419 nt
Organism: Strongylocentrotus purpuratus (purple sea urchin)
Lineage: Eukaryota; Metazoa; Echinodermata; Echinoidea; Camarodonta; Strongylocentrotidae
Product: RWD domain-containing protein 2B
Exons: 2
Coding region: 60-1049 (329 amino acids)
Molecular function (GO): protein binding
Source: RefSeq, a predicted model, not a curated record